UUACAAGCAGGUAAUACAUUGUUGGAUGUGGCCCUACAAGUGCUAUGCUUCAAACUGAAGACUGGCGAAGCUUCAAUCAUCAGGAAUGACCAGAAGAAAUUUCACCAUGUUUAUAAUGGAAGCGGUGAAAUGGCUUGCCUGCUUUAUAACUAUAUCAACAUGUGCGGCAAGUCAAUACGACAGCGGGAGCGACAAAAAUGGUUUAGCAGACUUAAUGGAAAACAGCACAGUGCGUCUAGAACCUAUUGAAGGCACACCAAAUUAUAGACUUAUUAAACCAGAGAAAGGUACACAGUGGUUUCCAGAAAGGGAAAUCAAACUCGACAGUUGUGUGCGAAAAUCGCGAUGUGAACCUCUAAACAGAACAACUUGUUUGGGUGUAAAACUGCCAUAUAAUAAAACGAGCAUCCGCCUAACAUUUUAUGACACACAGUACAAAAUACAAAACCAGCUAGAACUGUAUAGAGAACUUAUAAAUGUACCAAAGUGUUGGGCCGUUAUACAACCAUUGUUGUGUGCAACCUUUAUGCCAAAUUGUGAGAAAAUUAACGGUCACGACAUGGUUUACUUGCCUUCUUAUGAAAUGUGCAAGAUCACUAUGGAACCAUGCGCAAUAUUAUACAAUACCUCAUAUUUUCCGUCCUUUUUAAAAUGCAACGCUACGUUAUUUCCGCCAAGAUGUGAUAAUGCAGCUAGAGAAAUGAAGUUUAACACAACUGGCAAAUGCCUCGCGCCACUUAUACAUACGGACAAACACAUGCAUUUUUAUGAAGGUAUAUCAGGAUGUGGUUUGCCGUGCAGGGAUCCCCUGUACACGGAAGACGAACACCAACAAAUACACCGUCUGGUAGCGUGGGGUGCGUCUGUAUGCCUCGCCCUGAACCUGCUUACCGUAGCCACUUUCCUCAUAGAUUGGCGCAGUGCUAAUAAAUAUCCUGCCCUGGUUAUAUUUUAUAUCAACGUGUGUUUCGCUGUUGCGUCCAUGGGGUGGUUGGUGCAAUUCGGCGUUGGGUCCCGUGACGACAUAGUUUGCUCAAAAGAUGGCACGCGGCGUCAAGGAGAGCCGUCCGCUGAAGAGAAUCUAUCUUGCGUCGUGGUAUUCGUAUUGGUAUAUUAUUUCAUGAUGGCAGCUUGUGUGUGGUUCGUGAUAUUUACUUACGCGUGGCAUAUGAGCUUUCGUGCAUUAGGCAAAAUCCAAGACAGAAUAGACAAAAAAGCGGCAUAUUUCCACCUAGUGGCUUGGUCUCUGCCGCUCAUUCUGACCAUCACUACCAUGGCAUUCGGUGAAGUGGACGGUAGCAGUAUAACCGGUGUAUGCUUUGUCGGUUACGUGAACCAUCCAAUGCGGGCUGCGUUGUUGUUGGCGCCUCUGUCCGUGGUACUUGUGCUUGGAGGAUACUUUCUGCUUAGAGGUGUAUUCUCACUAAUAGCGGUGCGCGUAUCUAGCAGGGACGUGAUAUCACCGCGCGCCGCAAACAAGAUCCGCCAGACGAUUACACGGUGUUCGCUCACGGCCACUCUAGUGGCGGUCUUCAUUUGCGUCACCGUCGCCUGUCACGUGUACGAGUUUAGGAACGCGGACUCGUGGAAGGAGUCGUUCAAGAAUAAUAUCAUAUGUCGUCUCGAAGCGCUAAAGGAGCCAGAGCGCGAGUGCUGGAAUGGAGCCCGUCCAUCAGUAUCAGUACUGCAGUUGAGGCUAUUGUGCUGCUUCGCUGCCGGCGCGCUGAUGGCCUCCUGGACCUGGACACCGGCAGCCGCUGCUGCGUGGAGACGGUAUAUGGCCAAAAAGUGCGGUUGCUCGGUGGAGGCGGAGAUGACGCGUCGCGCGCGCAAGCACGAGCUGAUCGCGCGCGCGUACCGGCGCCGCAACGAGUUCAUGACGCGCGGCCGCCUGUCCAUCUCGCUGGGCGGCUCGCGGCAGGACCCCGUCGGCCUCUGCCUCGACCACACCGCGCCGAUCGACUGCCCGGACGACGCCAAGCACGAGAGUUUGAAUUGUUUCAGUGGGGAGCUGUCGUCGUCGUGGGCGGCGAAUCUGCCGAGGUUCGUGCGAAGACGCGACGCGCUAGUACUGCCGGCGCACACGCAUCACUCGCUCAGCUCCACGCCCGACCGCAGAAACUCUCAAGACUCACAAAUCAGCAUCAGCCUCCGCCACGUGUCCGUCGAAUCUCGUAGAAACUCCUUGGAUAGCCAAUUGUCUGUAAAAAUCGCAGAAAUGAAGACGAAAGUGGGCCGACGUCGAACUAAACACGGCAAGACAAAACGUAAGACGCGCGCCAGUGCACGCAAAGAGAGCACGCCGUCGAUAGAAAGCCAAAUAAGUCGUUAUUGGCUGCAAGCGGUCGCGGGCAAUAAUGAUCCCUCGCGGGAAGAGGUAAAGUUCAGUUUUGAUUGAAUGUGAUAUUGUGACCAAGUACAAAACUAUAUUAUAUGACUUGUAUCUCGUUUUAGACUAGUUUAUCAGGAAGUUUUAUACAUAUUUUUGGUGGUAUUAGAAUCUCGACAAACACUAUCUGUUACAAGAACAAUUAUCUGUUACCAAAUACAUAUCUUAUUGAUAGUUUAUGCAUUUGAAACUCGAAAUAUUCAUGCAUAUUUUUAUAGAAUCGUCCAUUAUCAUUUUUAUCAUAUUUUAAGAUCAGAUUUAUAUUUUUAAGACUGACUUUGAAUCUCUAGUUUAAAAUUUCCUACUUAUAUUGGACAAUAAAAUAUCCAUGACAGAAAGAAACAUAUUUUGUAAAUAUAAAUGUGCCAUAAGCGGCAGUAUAAUAUGUAAGUCUGUACAGUGACUGAUUAAUUAAUUGUUCGAUGCGUAUUUUAAGGCUAAUUGUAAUUAUUUGGAGCAUUGAGAUUGAAUAUUUUUGUAGCUGACAUUUUAUAUGGCAUUUAUUGGAUUUUACAUAAAUAGUGAAAACCGGUUGUGAUACAUGUUUGUAUUAAUUUCAUAGUGACGCUAAUAAAAGCCAAUGAUCUUGAUGUGCUGGCUAACAAGAAAUGCAAGUAACAUUUUAUAUUUGUAUUUCGCGGCAUUAAACGAUUUCGUUUAAUAUAUUAUAUUAUUAAUUAAUGUAUUAUAAGUCUGUGCUAGCUUUAACUUUUACAUCCAUAUUGUUUUAUUACCAAUUAAGUUACUUUGUACAAUAAAUAUUUACUGCGAA
This is a messenger RNA of Colias croceus (clouded yellow), 3161 nucleotides long. RefSeq names its product protein smoothened (gene smo). Gene Ontology annotation, molecular function: patched binding; transmembrane signaling receptor activity. Gene Ontology annotation, cellular component: plasma membrane; dendrite; cilium. Lineage: Eukaryota; Metazoa; Arthropoda; Insecta; Lepidoptera; Pieridae. The transcript is spliced from 10 exons. Bases 86 to 2398 code for a protein of 770 amino acids. The record is from RefSeq and is a predicted model, not a curated record. Gene Ontology annotation, biological process: smoothened signaling pathway; commissural neuron axon guidance; positive regulation of smoothened signaling pathway.